AUGGCUGUCGACAUGUACCAUGCUCGUUUGAGCGCUGACGAUUUUGACACUGCGUCGAUCCGUUCGGCGGCACCCUCCUACGUUUCCGAGGCGCCAUCAUACCACUCGACAGCCCAUCCCAACGAGUGUGCACCGCCGUAUAGCCCAUCUGCCAGGCCUCCGUACUCGUCCACUCCUCGAAGCAUGGUCCCUCCUGCGAGUCGCUCCUCGACAGCUACACACAACGCCCCAGCGAGGGGACUGCCACGCAUACCUUCCCCUCCACGACAAAGCGAGCCGCUUCAGCUCACCGACUUCCGUGUGGGCACGUGGUCGACCGUGCAUAGCAACCCGACAUACGCGAGAGUGGCGCACCGUCGGGCAACCGCUGCUAGGCAUAGCAACUCGACAGCUACAGUCGAGAAUGCCCUGCGCCAUGUCCUCCACCGCAUGAAUACAGAGGAAGCAAACCGUGUGCGACCCCUCGAGGACCCUUACUUGGUUGGCGAAGAAGCAGCAGCGAAAGCUCGGCGCGCCCGACUCUCCAGGCAGAACGGAGACGAUAUUCUCAUCUUGGAGGAUAUGCGCUGGGACAGGUUCUUGGGUACGUUUGCUACUCAUUGA
Molecule: messenger RNA, 603 nt
Organism: Microdochium trichocladiopsis
Lineage: Eukaryota; Fungi; Ascomycota; Sordariomycetes; Xylariales; Microdochiaceae
Exons: 2
Coding region: 1-603 (200 amino acids)
Source: RefSeq, a predicted model, not a curated record